Penaeus monodon (black tiger shrimp) is the source of this 537-nucleotide messenger RNA. RefSeq names its product protein fuzzy homolog. The record is from RefSeq and is a predicted model, not a curated record. Bases 43 to 537 code for a protein of 164 amino acids. Lineage: Eukaryota; Metazoa; Arthropoda; Malacostraca; Decapoda; Penaeidae. Gene Ontology annotation, biological process: vesicle-mediated transport; non-motile cilium assembly. The transcript has 4 exons.
UGAAAAACAGGAGAUAGCAGUGACAGUAGCCUCCUGGACCUCAUGUUUGCAUCCCUAGUCUUGCUACUUGGACUUGAUACUGUGACCUCAUCAACUAAUAUUGAGAGAUUAAAACGAGACAUCAGACCUUGCUUCCCAUUGCUGGAUGAGCUUCUCUUCCGUGCAGUUGGGGGGGAAAACCAUCAGGGCUUCUCUCAUCUUACGGAUGUGCUGAGUGUGUUAUUCCUCCCAGAGCACCAUGCACUACAGAAUGAAAUUGAAAAGUUUGCUGAAAGUGCAGACUCCACAUAUGCUUGUGUAAUGAUGGAAGGGCAAGUCGUCAGUGGAACACGAAACUUCUGGACUCUCUCCCACACAGAGCUGGUUCUGUUGCCUCUCUUGGUGACUUCAAACACAUUCACUGUAGCUCGAGAUCUUCCCAUCUAUCUCCCAAACAAGAGUCCUAAUGAAUGCCUAGAUCCCGGAGACAGGAAUACCAUCCCAUUCCCGCCAUGUCGCAUUACCAGAGUUCGGGAAUUUGAGACAACUACAACGUAA